Molecule: messenger RNA, 1631 nt
Organism: Leguminivora glycinivorella
Lineage: Eukaryota; Metazoa; Arthropoda; Insecta; Lepidoptera; Tortricidae
Exons: 2
Coding region: 113-1393 (426 amino acids)
Biological process (GO): DNA integration
Molecular function (GO): nucleic acid binding
Source: RefSeq, a predicted model, not a curated record
CGAUCAGCUGGACGCGCGCGCACAGGUGUGUGCCGUUCUGCUUAGCAACCCGCUUGUUGACUCGCACUUUGUACAUAUACAAAAGUUGACUCAGGAUGACAGUGAACUCCAAAUGGUAAUAAGGUAUAUUAAAGAAGGCUGGCCGGAGUGUAAGCAGGAUGUCGAUGACCAAGUGAAACCCUACUGGGGUUAUCGUGAUGAAUUGACGGUCGCGCAUGGUAUGGCAUGGAAGGGCGAUCGAAUUAUUAUUCCAGCUUCUAUGCGUAAGGAAAUGUUAAGGCGGGUGCACAUUGGGCACUUAGGAUUAGAGAAAUGCAAGUUAAAGGUGCGUGAAUCUGUAUUUUGGCCAAAUAUAAAUAGCCAGCUAGAGGACUUAAUUAAAAACUGUCAAGCAUGUCUAACCUUUAAAAACCAGAAUGGGAAAGAAUCAUUGAUACCACAUGAGAUACCGGACAGGGCUUGGUCGAAAAUUGGGGUAGAUGUAUUUCACUAUAAGGAGAAAAAAUAUUUAUUAGUAGUAGAUUAUUUUAGCAAGUUCUUGGAAGUGAUAGAACUAAAUUGUUUACUUUCUAGCCAUAUUAUUGAGCAGUUAAAGAUUGUUUUUAGUCAUCAGGGCAUACCUAACAUUGUAAUAUCAGACAAUGGCCCUGAAUUUUCUUCCAGCCAAUUCAAACAGUUCUCUCAGCAGUGGUGUUUUGAACAUAUAACGUCGUCUCCUUGCUAUUCGCAAUCAAACGGGCAGGUUGAACGGAAUGUGCAGACCGUAAAAAAUAUAUUAAAGAAAACUAGUGUUGAAAAAACUGAUUUCAGGCAAGCACUGUUAGAAUAUUUAACCACUCCCAUCACUAAUCAGUUAGCAUCUCCAUCAGAGUUAUUGAACAAUAGAAAGUUUCGUGGUAUCGUCCCGUAUGCUCCAAAACUUCUUCAUCCUAAAAUCCAAGUGAAUGUUACGGCAGAGUUAGAAAAGAGACAGAUUAAACAAAAGCUACAGUAUGACAAGACGGCACAUGAUUUAAAACAAUUAUUGCCAGGCCAAAAGGUUAAAGUUAGAGUAGAUAAGAAGUGGGUUAGUGGCACAAUUUUACAAAUUAAAGGUAUCAGAUCAUAUUUAAUUCAAUUGAUGCAGGGUGGUACUUUAGUGAGAAACAGGCGUCAUCUUAUAGUAGACUCGGAAUUUAGGCCGGAGUUACCUGUGUGUCCCCGGCCUUAUGACGAUAUCACCGUAACAAGUGAUAACGAUAACGCGAGGGCGCAUGCGCCCGCCCGGCAGCCUCAGUCGCACGCGCAGCGUGCUGUCAUCAACACGGCUCCAGUGUCCGAUAAUGCUCCAAACAGUAACAAUAAUUAUGUCACUCGUUCUGGCAGGGUGGUGAUUCCUCCUGAUUGGUUUUAAUUAGCAGCCGGGUUGAAUAUGCGCGGUUUCGAAGAUGGAUUUGUAUAAGUACAUUAUUAAAAAAAAAAAAUACCUAAACAACUAGCAGUAAGGUUCAAUUUCCAUUGGAGAUUAAUUUUGUUUUUAAAAGGUUAUGUAGGUAAAGAACACCUGUGCUAAGUACGAGUAGGUACAUAACAUAAUGGGUUAAGUAGUUAAUACAAAAUAUAAUAAGUAGGUAUGUACCUACUUAAUAGUC